Molecule: messenger RNA, 1782 nt
Organism: Dufourea novaeangliae
Lineage: Eukaryota; Metazoa; Arthropoda; Insecta; Hymenoptera; Halictidae
Exons: 5
Coding region: 367-1782 (471 amino acids)
Source: RefSeq, a predicted model, not a curated record
UCCCUGUCGUUCGAAACGAUACCAAAAGAAAAGGAACCAAGACCAUGUCUUCUCUAGCCUGAGUCCAGACAGUGUGAAUAUUCGCGGUGUCUCCCGCGAUCGCCUCGCAAAACAAACGUUCUACGAACCGCUUGCUAGAGGCGCGCGAUUUUGAAAAAAAAAAUAGAAAAAGAAACGGUAUGCAAACAAGUGCACCUGGACAGGUGCGAACAGAAACAAGUUCCGUAGAUCGUUGCACGUAAAAACUUUUUCCGUGACCGUGUGUCUCCCACCCACCGGCUUGGGCUGGUACACUGCUAUCAUCGUUACAGUUAAGGACCGUCGAGUUGCUUACCAACCAGGUCUGGAGAAAAAAUCUAAAGGAAAAUGAGAAGGCAAUCGCACAGCCCGUGCCUGAACGCAGGAAGCAGCAUUGGCGAACCACAAAUCAUCGUCGAGGAAAGCACACUAGAAGAAGAGGAAGCGGAACGGCGUAGACAGGAAUCGCCUCCGCUGUCUCUCGAUCGAGAUUCACCAUCUCUGAAUCCCGAUUUAUUGUACCCAUGGAGGGACACCAGGAAACACUCUUUGCCUACUCCGCAAUGCACUUCCGGGAUAACUGCAUCUCAGGUGAGGCGAUUGAGCGAACGUGGAGGCGAAGGAUCAGGACCAUCGCCGAGGGAGGCUGCCUUUCUGGCAACUCUAUCUCAAGCGCCAGCCCCACAGCCUGGCGGCAGAAGGCAUUCCGUCGUGACAAUCUCCAAAGUGCCGGCGACUCUAUUCGGCCGUAAUAGUCGUCGCGAAUCUUUCGCCGCCUUUCCCUUAGGGGGUGCAACCAGAAUAUUACCCGGUCGUCGAGAUUCGGAGUCUGGGCUAUCGGGUCCGCAAAGUAACAGUGGAAGCUCGCAUAAUCUUCAGCUGGACAUAAUGGACAAUAUUGCAGAAAUUAAACCAAGAAAGGUACGUAUGAAAAUGUACAAGACGUCGACAGAGCAGGUGUGCGAGAUACAACCGUUAGAGGGUAACAGUUCCUCCCAGCGAUACACUCAGUAUCAGAAGACUUCGCCUCUGCAAAGACGAGCCUCGGAAAUCCCAAGAGCCAUGGGCGCGUCUAUUGCCGGUGCAGCUGGUAUCGUUUGCUCGAACACCGAUUUAAUAUCGAUCCUGAGCUCAUUAGCGACCUCGGCGACGGAGAUCAAUCGAUGCGGCGAGGAAGCGUCGAGAGACGAAAGCAAGUCCAGCUGGGCUGGAAAGACGACCGAGCAGAAACGGAACCGUCUUAAGAGUUUCCGUUCGAACAGUUUCGAUGUGUCGAUCCUGCACGAAGCCAAGGAGAAGCUCGCUGGAUCCUCAAAGGCGGCCGCCGCUUCCACCGUCAUGGCGCCCUCUAAUUGGUUCACCAAGAGACAUCAGCCGAUGUCGAAAAAACAGAAACCGGAGAGCUUAAUCACGGCCAACUUAAACUUCAAGCUCGAUAAAUCGAAGGUUGUAAAAGCGGUGAAGGAAACGCUUGGGAAAAGCUCGCCUACAGGGGACGUCAGGCACAAUGUCGUCUGGGACGGCACCAGUGGCACUAAAGUGGACGCUCAGGUAUUGGGCACUGCAAUCGAGAAAGUCCUAACAGCGAACAAGGGGAAUGACGCAGUAGCUUCCGGAUCAUCCGGAAAACCAGCCGUAUCUCCGAACAAACAAAAAUCCGGCAAAGUGACCACUUGGUUUUCAGGCAAUACCAAGGAGCAAGAACAAACCGAAACCUGCGAGCAAUCGAUCUGCUCCUCAUUAAAAGACCUCUUCGUUAAGUAA